Molecule: messenger RNA, 3191 nt
Organism: Epinephelus moara (kelp grouper)
Lineage: Eukaryota; Metazoa; Chordata; Actinopteri; Perciformes; Serranidae
Product: beta-2 adrenergic receptor-like
Exons: 4
Coding region: 441-1628 (395 amino acids)
Biological process (GO): G protein-coupled receptor signaling pathway
Cellular component (GO): membrane
Molecular function (GO): G protein-coupled receptor activity
Source: RefSeq, a predicted model, not a curated record
UGGAGGUUCAGUGCUCCACACAACGAGAGAGAGACAGUGGAGGAGGAGGAGGGAGAGGCUGAAUCACAGGGACAGAGAGCUGGAGUGUGUGAGAGGCUUUGUGCUUAAUGUGUGCUUCUCAGGAGAAUGAAUGAUGAGAGGACUCCACUUUCUUCUUCACUGGAGGAUUUUUAAUUGGAUUGUACUUCAGCACUUCCAUACUGGAUUGUUUUCCUGUUAUCAACCUCUGUCUGCACAACAGCUGUAUGGUCCAUAACAGUGCAAAUGCAGUGUGUGUCUAUGCUCUCAGCUGCUUGUCUCACCACGCCUGAGGUCUUGCCACAGGGAAGACUUCCGCCUGUCAUCUUCACUGAAGUGUAGUUUCCCAGUCCAGGACAUGGUUUCCUGAGUGGCCCUACCACCUACACAUCACAAGGGGUAAAACCAGUCAAUCCUGGGCCAUGACUGCUCUGCUUCCCAACGUCAGUGUUCCCGGGGGUACAGCAGUGCUGCUGCCGACUACAGACGGUCCGUUUAACCUGACUGCAGCUACUCAGGCGGGACUGAGUUCAGGCCAGUCGCUGGCUCCUCUCUGCACCCUCUGCUGUUGUGGAUUUCUUAAUCGUACUUUGGCAGUGGUGUUCAUGGUCAGCCUGGCGUUUGCCAUCGUGGUUGGAAAUGUGGUCACCCUUACUGUCUUUGUGCAAACGAGACAGUCCCGAACACCACAGGGAUACCUGAAAGUGUCUCUGGCCAUAGCAGACAUGAUGGUCGGUGUCCUCGUGGUCCCUUUCUCCGUCUACACCGAGAUCUCUCUGAUGGUGACCAGCACACCUCCUGUUUGGUACCAGGGUAGUUCUUCUUCCCCGGCCACCUCCUCUCCUCUCGGGGGACUGGUGAGCCCGUGGCAGCCCUGCAUGCUGAUUGGCCCCGUGUUUGCUGGAUGCACCUUUGUCUCCAUCAGCACCAUCUUCCUCAUGACGCUGGAGCGAAGCGUGGCCAUCCUACGGCCACUCCACAAGGACGCCUUGGUGACCCGGAGACGAACGCUGCUCCUCAUCCUGCUCUCCUGGGCUGCCAGCUUCCUGCUGGCUCUUGCGCCCCUCAUCUUCAGCAGCAACUUCACUCUGGAGUACAAUGAGUGCAGUCGUAUGUGCAACUACACCCCGCUGUUGUUUGGAGGCCAGCUGCCACCUGACGCCAACAUUUUGUUGUUGUUCCCAGCAUUUGACUUCACGCUGCUCGGUGGCACAUUAGCAGUAAACAUUGUGUCUUUCACCAGCAUCCGACGGUACUCCCGAAAACGCAAACUGCUGUCAGAGGGGAGUCUGAGUGACGGAGGGGGAGGAGGAGGAGGAGGGGGAGGAGGGUGCUCUCACAGGCCCUCCUUUUCAGACAUCAAAGCUGCCAAGACAAUUGGCAUACUGACAUUUGCCUUCACAGCAUCCUUCUCUCCCAUCGCAGUGUUUGUGCUCGGGAACGUGGUGGGAUACACCUGGUGUAACUUUUCCUUUUUUGCCUUCUGGAUCCUGACAAGUAACAGUUGCUGUAAUGUCAUUAUCUACAGUGUCAGGGACCACCGCUUCAGGAAGGGUGUGACCCUGCUGUUUCAGCGAGACCAUUCCCCCCCACAUGGCGAGAAGUCCUGAAGGCUAUGUGAUUUUAUCAGCAAUGAGUGCAUGUUCUGUGGCUGCUUUCCAGUACAUUUGAUUUUUAAAAGAAGCGUUUGACAUUUUGGGAGAUAUGUACAUUCACUUUUUUGCUGAGAGGAUAGACACCACUUCUGUAAAUAUGUAGCUGGAGCCUGGAUCUGGGUAGCUUAGCAUACUAAUUGACAACAGGGGGAUACAUUUAGUCUAGCACCAAUCAUCUGGUGGUGAUAAAGCCUCUGUAGGCAACAGCCUACAAUUUGUCUCAAUUUGAGACAGGUCCAGACAACAUUUCGGCUCACCUUAUAAACAGAUAUCUGCAAACAAAUUAGGGCUGCCCCCGACUAAGAAUUUUCCUAGUCGACCAAUAGUCGUCAUUUAGGGCCAUUAGUCGACUAGUCUCCCGCAUGUCUACAGUAUUAUUUUAAUUAUAAAUUAUAUAUUUUAGGCCUAUAUUUUAUCUACAAGUGCAUGUCACACACUGAGCGAGCCGCCUGUUAAUGACGCUGUCGGCAAAGCAGUAAUGACUGUGCUAAGUGGCUAAUUCAAAUUAAAUUCACACAUGGUCCAGUCAAAGGUUUUAUUUAUUUUGACAUUUAAAAAAAAUUCUGCAACUAAGCGACCAAUGAAAUCUUGGGCCAGGCUACCUUGCUUCCCCCUGCUUCCAGUCUUCAUGCUAAGCUAAGUUAACCAUUUCCUGGCUAGAACGUCAUAUUUACCACAUUAACACUCCAUCCAUGAGAGUGGUGUCGAUCUUCUCAUCCAACUCUUGGCAACAAAGUGCAUGUUCCAGCUGUCAAAUUAUUAUUAUUAUUUGCAUUUCUUUGCUACUGAGGACUGUAAAUGGAAGCCAGAUUGAAAAUCUUUGACCUCCAUCUUAAUUUGUCUUUGUACAAUUUGACGCCUUCCUCUAUCGCUAAACCUCUUUCCUGAAGCUUUACAUACUGUAAGAGGGCUUUUAUGAGUCUUUCUAUAACUUCAGGAACUAAACCUACUGUAUCUCCAGGAGCAGCACUGACGACCACAAUAACAACACAGUUUAAGGUUUUUUAUGUAUUAAUUUACAAGGAGUGUUGUGUGUGUGUUUAGAAAUCUUGCCACUGCCUCCUCUCUGGGGAACAGCUCAUAUCAUAGAUUUGAUUCUGUUGUGGUGUAUACAUUUAUUUUUAAGCAUCUAAUUUCAAUCUAUUGUAAUAAUAAUCUGCCUCAAGUAACAGACAUGCACUUUAUUAGUUACAGUGUGAGACAUUUGACGUUUAUUUUUAGCGUUUUAUAAUACUGGUUAUUUCUGUUGAAGCAAAUGUGAAUGAAAGAAUGAUCUGUAUAUUUAUUAAAUCAGUCUAGACUAAAUGAAUGGGACGCCAACCACAGAGAUUUAGAAUAAAGAGCAUUAUGAUUAUAGCAGACCCUCAUACUGUGCAGGCCUGUCUUUUCAGGGUAUAAUGUACUUGUAACAUAGAAGGAUCUCACCAGUGUGUCAGCGAAAAGUCUUGUGUAUUGUUUGGAAUUCUGUAUUGUACAAUUUGACAAUAAAAUAAUAUAUAUAAAAGAGGUUAAAUAGCA